AUGAAGCUAUGGUACCACGUACCAGCCAGUCAACCACCCCCGCCUUCCAUCUUUAAAUACGAUGAGCCCUACACAUCAAAAGAAGAAGCUUAUCGCCAGAUUAAAUUGGCGCGAGAUUGGUUUGCCGUAUGGAUGGGAUUCUUUGCAUAUUUCGCUGCGUGUGCAAAGUAUGACAAGUAUUGUGCAGGAAAGAUGGUGAGAGAGAAGGGCGAGUUACUACCCCGAUGGUAUACCAGGCUGCUCGAGGAGGUUCCGAUGCUACAGCGAUCCUGGUUGUACGGGCUUUUAACAUCGCCAGCGUGUGUAUUCUCACCCGACACUCAGCGUGCAGGGAUAGUUAUUCCCUGGUAUGAAUAUGACAAUCGGAGGCCCGAGAUACAGUUCUUCCUGGACCAGCAGAUUCCUGUUUUCUUUCCGUGGUGUGCCAUCGCAGAACAGGCCAUCAUAAACAACCCCACCCUUUGCUAUCUUGAGCCUCCUGCAAACCUUGUUUGGGAUGCCCUUGAGAAGUUUCUGAACCGAUUCCCCAGUGUUCCUCUCGCUGGCCUAAUCCUUAGGUCUUACUUUCGAUUUCAUGAUCGCCCGCUGCACUCCACCAAACAUAUAUUGAGAAUGGAACACAGUACGUCGUUGGUCACAAAAUAUAUGUAUGAAAAAUUUGCCUCGCAAACCGACAAGGUCAAGGCGGCUAUGGAGGAGAACCAGAUGGAGGCCACGGUUGCAGAAUUGAGGGAGAUAGUAAGCCGAGCCAUGGACAUGGACCUCGCAGAGGCCAAGCGAGCCAUAGCAAAUCUCCCCACUCACGAUUGGAUGGACAAAGGUGACUACCACCGGAGAGGAGAGUUGUACGACCACGUCUCAAUAUUCUUGGAGAAACACGAGAGAAACCAGCGCUUUAUCAUUGCGACUGAGACCGAGGACGCAAAGAUCAAAAGGCUUCAAAGAGAGGAGGCCCUCCCGGGGUACAACACAUUGGUCUAUAGGUGGAAAAGUGUCACGACGCCGGGGGGGAAGAAAUUAUACAUGCGAGUUUGCCUCCUUCAAUCAAAGCACGAGAGACUGUUCGCAAAGGUGCCUCCCUCUCAACGAACAUACAAUGCAGUCUCAAACGAGUGGGACAUUUUUGAUGAAGUGGAUUUGCCACGAAAAUAUCUGCAAUUUGUGGACCCCCCUCCUAGGAAGGACGGUUAUAUCUACGACUAUCCUAUCCAAGCCGCCCGCAUCAAUCCCCAGUCCAUCAUCCCCGACAACGAUGUACCCCGUGUGGAAUCCGUUCCCGUCAUCCCAGAACCCUGUGUAGACUCUUCCUCGGGUGGUGUGACUUCCUCUCAUGAAACUCAGUACGAAACAUUCCCCAUGGACACGGAGGAAUUUCAGGAGGGGCCUUCCCAGCCUCUGGUACAUCGUCCAGAGCCGGGCCCCUCCACCAUGGAUACCGACACUGAUGAAGCUUCGAAAAUCCACGAUUACGAUUGGGACACUGCCGACCUCAUCUCCAACUUGCGAUACAGCUAUGGAUUCGUAGCCUCUGUAGUCCCAAAGAAGGAGGAUAAGACACCGGAAGGCUGGAAACACGCCUGUCAACACUUUGGGUUUUGUCAGGGUUUCUCCAGUUUCCCCUCUUUAUCUUCACAGAAUUAUCUUACCCUUUCAUUAUCUUAUCAAUUAUCUGAUUAG
Molecule: messenger RNA, 1677 nt
Organism: Psilocybe cubensis
Lineage: Eukaryota; Fungi; Basidiomycota; Agaricomycetes; Agaricales; Agrocybaceae
Exons: 1
Coding region: 1-1677 (558 amino acids)
Source: RefSeq, a predicted model, not a curated record